This is a messenger RNA of Alnus glutinosa, 509 nucleotides long. Its product is annotated as small ribosomal subunit protein eS30z/eS30y/eS30x. Gene Ontology annotation, cellular component: ribosome; cytosolic small ribosomal subunit. The coding region runs from base 148 to 336 and encodes 62 amino acids. The transcript is spliced from 3 exons. Gene Ontology annotation, molecular function: structural constituent of ribosome. Lineage: Eukaryota; Viridiplantae; Streptophyta; Magnoliopsida; Fagales; Betulaceae. The record is from RefSeq and is a predicted model, not a curated record. Gene Ontology annotation, biological process: translation.
CCAUCCUCAGCCGUUUGAUCUUCACGGACCCCCACUUUAUAUGCUCCCACGAAACACUAACCCUAAAAGAGCAACGGAGGAACACUCGGUCGCCUUUUCUGUGUUUGCCGGCGCGUCCAUCAGAGAAAGAAGUACCAAGAGUAAAUCAUGGGUAAGGUUCACGGAUCACUGGCACGUGCCGGGAAGGUGAGGGGUCAGACCCCAAAGGUGGCCAAGCAGGACAAGAAGAAGAAGCCGCGAGGCCGCGCCCACAAGCGCAUGCAGUACAAUCGCCGCUUCGUCACCGCCGUCGUUGGAUUCGGGAAGAAGCGGGGACCCAAUUCUUCAGAGAAGUAAGCGGCUUCCUGUGUUAAGGAGUUUUGUUAGUGGAUGCAGUGGUUAAUUAUGAAACACUAGCUUUAUAAUUUUUAUAUUUCAGUACUGCAUAUUUUCCAGAAUUUGUUUUAUUUGAGAGACUUUUGUGAGGUUUAAGCUUGGAAGUUAUAUAGCAUGCGUUGAUUUCGAGCUUA